Molecule: messenger RNA, 1908 nt
Organism: Neoarius graeffei (lesser salmon catfish)
Lineage: Eukaryota; Metazoa; Chordata; Actinopteri; Siluriformes; Ariidae
Gene: fez2a
Product: fasciculation and elongation protein zeta 2a
Exons: 7
Coding region: 37-1191 (384 amino acids)
Cellular component (GO): axon; cytoplasm
Source: RefSeq, a predicted model, not a curated record
CCAUUAUCCUGACAGGUCCAUGGCAGUGUGUGCUGUAUGAACAGGACACUCGGAGUGUGUCCCAGUGGGACUCGAUCCUCCUCUCUACAGGCGGCGCCUCGAGCUCAGGACCAGAUCGCGUUACAGCCCGAAGAGAAGCAGGCGGAGAGGAUAAAGCUGAACACAGAGGCGCUGAUGGAUCUCGAUGAAAACAGCGGAGACAAACUGGGUUUCCGGUGCGUGCAGGAAGUGCUCACCGAGCUCGAUGAGAAGUUAAAGGCGUGCUUUGGAAAUUUCGCCGCUGAACCCGAUCUGAUCGAGGGUGUGGAUCCUCUGACAGAGAGCUGUGUGUUAAAACACGAUGAGAUCUGGACUGCACUGACUGCCAACUACGGACAUGUCAUGCCAGUGGACUGGAAUCGGUCUUGUACCCGCUCACUUCACCUCCCCGUGCUGAACAUUGAGGAUAGACCAACGGUGGAUAAUGUGAAUCUGGAUGCAUCUGAUGAUGAAGAACUGCGAGAACAGAUGGAUAUGCACUCCAUCAUUGUGUCCUGCAUUAAUGAUGAGCCUUUGCUCACUGCAGAGCAGGUGAUUGAGGAGAUCGAGGAGAUGAUGCAGGACUCUCCAUACAUCCAAGCAGAACAGAACCCUGUUGAGUCAAAUCUGAUACACAGAUCCACUGGUCACAGCUAUGAAGAGAGAGUGAGGAAUCUCAGUGUUGCAGAACUGAAUGAGUUAUUGGAGGAGGUGGAGACAGCGAUCCGAAACUAUUCUGAGGAGCUUGUGCGGCACCUGGCUCUUAGAGACGAGCUCGACUUUGAGAAGGAAGUGAUGAACAGUUUCAUCUCUGUGCUGAUAGAUGUACAGAAUCUCCAGAAGGAGCACAAAGAACUGCUGAAAAAGAAGAGGAAAGUAAAGAGCGGAGUCAGAGAGCAGAAUGGCAGACUUCAGAGAUUACCUGCAAGUUACCUCACUACAGUCAUUCCUUAUGAGAAGAAAGAUGUGCCUCCAUCAAUUGAAGAUCUUCAGGUUCUCACAAAAAUCCUUCAAGCCAUGAGGGAUGACAGUGACAAAGUGCCCAGUCUUUUGACAGACUACAUCCUUAAAGGUAACUCUUUCAAUUACUGUCUUAUACACUACCAUUCAAAAGUUUGGGGUCACUUUGAAAUGUCCUUAUUUUUGAAAGAAAAGCACUGUUCUUUUCAAUGAAGAUCACUUUAAACUAAUCAGAAAUCCACUCUAUACAUUGCUAAUGUGGUAAAUGACUAUUCUAGCUGCAAAUGUCUGGUUUUUGGUGCAAUAUCUACAUAGGUGUAUGGAGCACUUGCAUGUGACGUCACAGCCGAUCCAGAUCGUGACAGACGCCAUCUUGUCGGUCAAACACCAUAUUUCCGCCUUCUACUUCUGCUUCUACUUCUACCUUUUCUUCUGGAAAACCCUACUAUAUACAAUUCUACUACAACGGCUGUGGCUACAAGCUCUCCCUACCUGUGCACGUUUUUUAUGUUUUUUGUCUGUAUUUUUGCGUGUUGUUCGUCUGUAUCAGACUUCAAUAUCCACUACAACCGUAUGGACUUACUGGACAUUGGUUUCCAGCAGAAAAUGACGGUUUGUAGCGAUUUCCAUCGCAUGCACAACAUUCCAGACGAGAUAGUGAGACCAGCGGGGUCUCCGUGGAUUGUUAUCGGAAGCAAAGCGAAGGAGGCAGCGUCGGGAGCGGAAGCAAAAGCGAGGCUGCAGAGCCGGCCUGUUGACUAAGCUCAGAAAACAGCCACUCAAACCUCCACUGCCAAGCCUCUACCUCUCCAACGCCAGAUCCAUGGUAAACAAGACGGACGAUUUGGAAUUACAGCUGGAAUUACCUUCAUCUCAUCUCAUUAUCUCUAGCCGCUUUAUCCUGUUCUACAGGGUCGCAGGCAAGCUGGA